AUGGCGGGGUGGCCGGGGACCUCGAGUUUCACUUCCUCGUCGUGGGGGACGCAGACGAACGCAGGAUCUUCUGCGUUUUCUGCGUCUUCGCUGUCUGUCGCGUCGCCUUUCUCAGGCGGCGCUUCCUCAGCCGCACAGAGCAAUCCGUUCGCUUCCUCGCAGUCAUUUUCAUCGCCCUUCUCGACAGGUCGCACUAACAUCUUCGGCUCCGCGGCGCCUUCUCCGAACGCCACGCCCUUCAACCCCUUCUCCGGCCAGUCUUCUUUGUCUGUCUUCGGCUCUUCAUCGACCUCUCCGUUCGGAAACGCACUUCUGGGGGGGAACGCUCCAACGACUUCCUUCUUCUCGUCUGCGCCCGCGGCCUCGCAGACGCAGGGUCAGGACGUGAACGGCGGAGCUCAGGCUCCCAAGUCGCAGGGGGAGAAGUACAUCGAAGCCUGGAAAAAUCUCGAGGCCGCCGCCAAGGGAGGCGUGUGGCCGUUCUCAGGCUUCGGAGUCGCCGACGGCGAGCAGCUUUUCACCGGUUUGGAUCUCUCUCCUGAAGAGCACCGCUUCCUCUUUCACCAGCGCAGCCCCGCGGAUUGGCCGGCUGUCUCCGAGCAGAUUCUGAGCAGCCAGCUGCAGCAGCUCGUCCAGUUCCACGCGGUCGUCCGCGAGAAGGCGCUGGCGGAGCGCCUGGCCUUCGAUGCCCCUCCCCCGACGGCGCACUUCUUCCACGCCUUCCUUGCUGGGCUCUCUCUUGCCGCUGGCGGAGCCGCGGCGCCCUCUGCGCAGCUCCAGCAGGCGACGCCCCCCCCUGCGCUCCAAGCGAGCGCCCCUUCGCUGUGUCCGCCAGUUGCUGCGCCGCCGGCCGCCGCGGGUUUCGGUCAGCUGGCGGGCGACAGCGGCGCGUGGGGCAGCGCUGGCCCCCAGGCCGGUCUCCAGGGCGACCACAACGCCGAGGCAGAGCGCGAAGCCAAGAGACGCGCCGCGUUCGCUGCGCCGCAGUUCGAGCCAGGAAAGAUUCCCGAUGUGGCGCCUCCGCCGGAGGUGUGCUGA
Messenger RNA from Besnoitia besnoiti, 1038 nucleotides. RefSeq lists its product as uncharacterized. The coding region runs from base 1 to 1038 and encodes 345 amino acids. The record is from RefSeq and is a predicted model, not a curated record. The transcript has 4 exons. NCBI's taxonomy places the organism in Eukaryota, Apicomplexa, Conoidasida, Eucoccidiorida, Sarcocystidae.